AUGGCGCCACCACUUCCUCACCAUCUUUUCCCCUUCUUCCUUCUCCUUCUCACCAUCACAUUAACCGCCGAGGGAGCGCGGAUCUUCACCAUAAUCAACGACUGCCAGGAGACCAUCUGGCCGGGGAUCACCCCGGGGGACAACUUCAACGGCGGCGGGUUCGCCCUCAAGCCCCACCAGUCCAUCGUGUUCACCGCCCCCGUGGGCUGGUCGGGCCGGAUAUGGGGUCGAACCGGUUGCAACUUCGACAAGAACGGCAACGGCACCUGCCUGACCGGAAGCUGCGGCGACUCGUUGAAAUGCAAGGCCUCGGGGAAGCCGCCCGCGUCCCUGGCCGAGUUCUCCCUCGCCGCCAUCGACUACUACGACGUCAGCCUCGUGGACGGGUUCAACGUCCCCAUGGUGGUGACUCCCAUCAACGGCAGAGGCAACUGCAGCGUGACCGGCUGCGACGCCGACCUCCGGCCCAUGUGCCCGCCGGAGCUGGCGGUGAAGGCCGGCGGAGGCGGGAAGGUGGUGGGGUGCAGGAGUGCUUGUGACGUGUUCGAUACGGACGAGUAUUGUUGCCGUGGGGUUUACGGCAACCCCGUGGUUUGCCAGCCGACGUAUUAUUCGAAGAAGUUUAAGGAGGCUUGCCCUACCGCUUAUAGUUACGCGUAUGAUGAUCCGACGAGUAUUUUCACUUGCUCGGGUACAGAUUAUGUCGUUACGUUCUGUGCUUCCAGGAAGCAACCGGUGUGCACGUAUCAUGAUAAGAAGCUGGUGUGCGGAGGAACGGAAGGUGUCAAGUCAAUGAUGGGGAGAUGGUGGCCGUUGAUGAUCAUGCUUGCUUUGCCCUUGACUGCUGCGAAAAUGGCGAGCGCCGGCGGGGGCAAAGUCUCUUUCAAAGUUACUCUCACCUCCGAUCCAAAGCUUCCUUUCAAAGUGUUUAGCGUGCCAGAGGCAGCUCCGUUCACCGCCGUCUUGAAAUUCGCAGCAGAGGAAUUCAAAGUGCCUCCCCAGACCAGCGCGAUCAUCACAAAUGAUGGAGUUGGAAUCAAUCCCCAACAAAGUGCAGGUAAUGUCUUCCUCAAGCAUGGCUCCGAACUGCGCUUGAUUCCCCGUGAUCGAGUUGGAGCUUCUGACUAUUGA
Messenger RNA from Linum trigynum, 1131 nucleotides. The record is from the annotation of a GenBank genome assembly. NCBI's taxonomy places the organism in Eukaryota, Viridiplantae, Streptophyta, Magnoliopsida, Malpighiales, Linaceae.